Messenger RNA from Gossypium arboreum, 2544 nucleotides. RefSeq lists its product as uncharacterized. The transcript has a single exon. The coding region runs from base 224 to 2305 and encodes 693 amino acids. Lineage: Eukaryota; Viridiplantae; Streptophyta; Magnoliopsida; Malvales; Malvaceae. The record is from RefSeq and is a predicted model, not a curated record.
UGUGCUAAAUUUGUACCACCAGCCUUAAGGUCUCUCCCUUUGUUUAUCAUUUCUUUUCUUUUUUAUUGGCAUUCACAUCAAGUUUCCAUUCUUUUCAAUUUUGUAUACUAGUGGUGGAACUGAUUGACAUCCCCAAAUUACCUCCUCCUUUUAGCACCAUUUCCUUUCUUCCUCUCACCAUUUUGGUAAGCACGAGGCUUAACCACAACCAAGUUUUCAUCUAAUGGAUCUCACCCUGUCUGAGACUAAGAAAAGGGGAGAGAUGGAACUUCAACAUUUCUCCCAUCACCAUCCUUUGCUCUUCAUUCAACACCAAAGUGUUACAGAUGAAGCAGCUCAGUGCUUUGGGUGUGAGGAACUUAUAGACGGUCCAAGCUAUGGCUGCAAUGACUGUAAGUAUUAUCUUCAUAAGAGAUGUGCGGAGUUAGAGUUAACCCCCCACCUUAAUCAUCCUUUCCACCCUCAACACCUUCUCACUCUUUUGCCUAAAUCUCCUUAUAAGGGUACAUGGAGCUGUGAUUUUUGUCGGAGGCGGCCUUCUUCGGGAUUCGUUUAUCAUUGUGAUCCUUGUAAAUUCGAUCUGCACAUCAACUGUGCUUUGCUUCAAUCAUCCAUUGCUCCAAAUUAUCCUACUUCUUUGCAUCAACAUCCACUGUUCUUCAUUCAAGACCAUAACGACGAAGUCAAUCGCGAUUGCUCCGGAUGUAUGAAACCAUUAUCUGGUCCAAUUUACUAUUGUUUAGAUUGUUACCUUUCUGAUAAACGCUGCUUUAUCCUUCAUAAGCAAUGUGCAGAACUACCUCUUGAGAUUAAUCACCCCUACGACCGCCGUAAGCAUCCCCUUACUCUCUUGCCGAAACCACCUACUCAUCUUCACAACUGUAGCUGUUAUUUGUGCAAAAUUCAGUGGGAAGGGUUUGUUUAUUCUUGCUCUUUUUGCAAGAUUGAGCUUACUCUUGAUGAUUUUUUCUCACCACAAACAAUCACGAAUGCAAGUCAUGAACACCCAUGGAUGCUUCUAUCAAGACAAAUGUCAUUUAUUUGUGAUUUUUGUGGCACCACUGGAGAUCGCACCCCUUAUCUCUGUGCUACAUGUAACCUUCUUGUCCAUAAAAAUUGCAUUUCAUUGCCACAGAAUAUCAUGAUAACGCGACAUCAUCAUGUUAUUUCUCACUCAUAUUCUCUUACGCAACUAGAUGAGUUGUGCAGAAUUUGUUACGAGGAAGUCGAUACGAGGUAUGGCAGUUACCAUUGCUCUGCUUCUGAUUGCAAUUAUAUUGCUCAUGUGCAUUGUGCAACAGAUAAAGCAGUUUGGGAUGGAAAAAGCAUCCCUGAAGACUAUGAUGAGAGGUCCAUGGUAGCUCUUGAUGAAUCUAUAAAUUGGAUUACCGAUGUUGUUGAACAAAUGAGUUUUGGAGAGAAUACGGUAGCAGUUGAGAUCAAACAUGCUUAUCAUUAUCAUAAUUUAAGACUCACUUUUAGUGGGGAGAGGAACGACGAUGGCCAAUGUGAUGGGUGUAUGAGGCCUAUCUCAACUCCUUUUUAUAGUUGUGAGCAAUGUAAGUUUUUUCUCCAUAAAGAAUGCGCUGAAUUGUCGAGAAAAAAACGACACCCAUUUCACACGCACGGACUUAUGCUAAAAAAAUCAAACACAAGUGUUUAUCCAUUAUGUAGUUCUUGCAGACGUUUAUACCAUGGAUUUAGCUACAAAUGCGAUGAUAAAGGUUGCGCAUUUGAAUGUGACAUUCGGUGUAUUUUAUUAUCAGACACUUUGGAGCAUCCAAGUCACGAGCAUUCAUUGUUCCUUGUCCACAACUUUUCAACGAGUUGCAAUGCUUGUCGUAGAGAAAAUUACUACUUAUCGGCACUAGCAUAUAGAUGCACUAAGCGUUGUGAUUUCAUAUUAGAUCUACAUUGUGCCACAUUACCUCUCACAGCUUGGUAUAAGUAUGAUAGACAUCUUCUUACUCUAGCUUGUUCUGAUGAUUCUGAUCCUUCUCAACAUUAUUGUGAUCUGUGUGAGCAUGAAAGGGACCCAAAUGAUUGGUUUUACUACUGUGCUGAAUGUGAUAACACUCUCCAUUCCAAAUGUGCUCUUGGGGAUCUCCCAUUUCUGAAGAUUGGAAGCAACCUAAAGCAUUUUUUUCAUAAUCACCCACAUCCAUUCACUAUUGUGAAAAACAUAUGGGAUUGCCCUCCAUGUAAAUUUUGCGGCGAGGUUUGCAAUGAACAAGCCCUACAAUGUAAAAAAUCUGAAUGCAACUUUAGCGUCCACUGGGAUUGCCGUUAUCAGUUGCGUUUGUGAAACAGACAAGUUACAACUUCACAGAUUUGUAUGUAUUUGCAUGACUGCACCAAUUUGUCAUCAACGCUCAUGGCUUUUGCUUUUCAUUCUGUUGUUAAUGUUUGAGCGCUUCAAGUUUGUUUAGAUGAAACAGAAUCGGUAAUUAGUUAUCAUUUGUUAUUCUACUGGGUUGUUAUCAUCUGUACUAUGAAGCAAGGUUUGAUUUGAUUUAUAUAUAAAUCAGUGCAUGUUCUGCUCAA